Molecule: messenger RNA, 1126 nt
Organism: Eucalyptus grandis
Lineage: Eukaryota; Viridiplantae; Streptophyta; Magnoliopsida; Myrtales; Myrtaceae
Product: transcription factor MYB1
Exons: 3
Coding region: 146-1021 (291 amino acids)
Source: RefSeq, a predicted model, not a curated record
UCUGGAAGGGACCCAUUGGAUCUCCCAUGGAAUAGGGAAAAUUUUCGGGUUGCUUUCAGUAGAAAAGUUGCCACAAAACAAAGACACGAUUGUUCACAAACUCUCACAAAAACACAGAGAGAGAGAGAGAGAGAGAGUUGCAGCAAUGGGAAGGAGCCCAUGCUGCUCAAAGGAGGAAGGGUUGAACAGAGGUGCAUGGACUGCUCGUGAAGAUAAGAUACUCACAGACUACAUCGAAGUUCAUGGCGAGGGGAAGUGGAGGAACAUUCCCAAAAAAGCUGGUCUUAAGAGAUGUGGAAAAAGCUGCAGAAUGAGGUGGUUGAAUUAUCUGAGGCCUGACAUCAAGAGAGGUAACAUCACCAGUGAUGAAGAAGACCUCAUCCUCAGGCUUCACAAACUCUUGGGCAACCGAUGGUCUCUCAUUGCGGGAAGACUUCCAGGGCGAACAGACAAUGAAAUCAAAAACUACUGGAACGCCAAUUUAGCCAAGAGGGAACAAGGAGGGAAGAAGCCAAACCCAUCCAAAACUGAGAAGAUCAAACCAAUCGCCGCCUCCGAAGUAAAGCAGGAUGAGACUCAGAACCCGGUGCUAGUCGGUGACUCCGCCCUCCGCAAUAAGGAUAUCGUUACCCUGGCGAAUAGCGAGACAGCAAAGAGCGGGCAAUCGUCGGAAUAUGAAUCCAGCGAUGUCUCGUUGCCGGCUUCCAUGUCAAGGGAAGAGCCCAGCUUGGAGCAGCUCAUGUUGGACUGCACUGUCGGGGAGUCGGACCUGCUGGAGAUUCUUGAUGGUUCUGAUUUUAGGUUCAAUGAGUUUGAAGAUAUUUCUCAAGUGAUGAACUCAGUCGAGAAUGAGGCAAUGAGCAAGAACAACAACGUUGGAGCUGCUUCUCCUGGACAGGCACAUAACUUGUCGAGUGAAGGAUUGGAGAUGGACGAUUGGAUCGCCGACCUCGCUGAGAUGAGCUCCGGUUUUGGAUCUUUCGCAUCGAUCCUACACGGUCCCGAAGAUUGGAUCCUAUAGACUAAACGCUUCGCCUUCAUGAGAAUAAUUCCUGCGGAUCUCUGUCUCGAAGUUGUAUUAGGAGAUUUUCGCAUUAGUAUAUCGAAAUUCUGAAUUCCAGCUGCA